AUGACCUCUUCCUACGAGCGCAUUAAAUCGGAAUGCAAACAAAAAGGCGUCCUCUGGGAGGACGACGACUUUCCGGCCACACAGUCGUCCGUGUUCUACCAUCAAACACCUCCGUUCACAUUUCAAUGGAAGCGGCCACAUGAGAUCGUCUCGAAUCCAGUGUUCGUCAACGACUCCACCGCGCAGUUCGACAUCGUGCCGGGGAAGAUGGGUGAUCGGUGGCUGGUGUCCUGCCUAGGGGUGCUGUACCUUUCGAAAGGGCUGUUCUACCGGGUUGUACCGGCAGAUCAGAAUUUCGACAAGCCAUACUACGGCGUGUUUCGCUUUCGUCUGUGGUGGUGCGGCGAGUGGCUCGAGGUACUGGUCGAUGAUCGGCUGCCGACAAUCAAUGGCAAGCUUGCCUUCCUGCAGGCGCAAAACACCAACUCCUUCUGGCCGGGGUUACUGGAGAAAGCGUACGCGAAGUUGCACGGAUCAUAUGAGGCGCUGAAGUACGGCACACUGCUCGAUGGCUUGGCUGAUCUGACCGGAGGCAUCACCGAGUCAAUAUCCAUCAAGGUGGACAGCAAUAUCAUCAUCCGGCCCCCGUUGCUACACAACCUACUGGACACCACCAGCAUAAUCACGUGUACGAUCAACAAUGGAACCAUCACGCAGAUACGCAACCAAACCGAAGCCCUGCCAAAUGGGAUACACAUUGGCAUCAACUACCGGCUCUGUUCGAUGGAUAAGGCCGAAACGAUCAUGGGAGACACAGUUCAGUUGGUACGACUGCGCAACCCGCUCGCACAAACGCUCAACAAAGCGGCUGCGAACUUCAACGGCGACUGGUCGUCCUUUUCCAACUCCUGGGAACGCGUGACUAUGAAUGAGCGCAACCGGCUCAUCGAGCAGCUCGACCAGGGCGAGUUCUGGAUGUCGUUCUUUGACAUGACGCAAACCUUUACACAUCUCGAGUGCGUUCAUCUCGACUCGGACACGGCCCGCGACGAACCGCAGCUGGCGGACAAGAGCCGACGCUGGCUGAUGCGACUGUACCAGGGUGCCUGGAAGCGGGGCGUAACGGCGGGUGGUUGCCGCAACAAUCCGGACUCGUUUCAUAUCAACCCGCAGUUGCAGCUGUUCCUCAGCGAAAAGGAGGACGUCAUCAUCUCGGUGAACCAGCACAGUGUGCUAGAGCCGAAAGUCAUAGGAUUCACCGUGUACAAUCUAAACAGUGUGCAAAACAUCAACGGAUGCCUUUCGAAGAACUUCUUCAAGAAGCACAAAAGCUUAGUCAACUCCCAGUACACCAACUCGCGGCAGAUCAGUCACCGCUGUUCGCUCGAUCCUGGUCGCUACCUCAUCAUGGCGACCACCUUCGAGCCGGCCGAGGAGGCGUCCUUUAGCGUUCGGGUUCUCGGGAGCACCAUUCGACUGGCGCUGCUAGAGACGCAAACAAUGCUCCUGCUCGAUCCAUUCCCGCUGCUCAACUCCAACACCAAGAUCCUGAUCGAUUCGGCAAACAACAAUAACAAUAAUAAUGGUAUCGCCUGCAGCACCGCGCAGUACGAGCCAGUGUUUAUGCAACUGGCGGACGAUCAGAGGACAUUGAACUGCUUCGAUCUACAGGAGUUGCUCGAGGCGUGCCUUCCCAAUGAUUACAUUCGCAGCUGUGCCAGUAUAGAUGUGUGCAGGCAGGUCGUUUGCCUGAUGGAUAAAACCAACCGAGGCCGUAUUAAUUUCAACGAUUUCAACAAGUUCAUGAUCAACCUGAAAACCUGGUGGGGCGUCUUCAAGAUGCACACGAAGGAAAAGUCGGGUAUACUCAAGGCGGAACGGUUAAGGGAUGCACUGUUCGACGUCGGGUUCCAACUAAGUACCGACAAUAUAUCCAUUCUUAUUUUACGGUACAUGCGCCGAGAUGGCACGUUGCGGUUGGCAGACUUCAUAUCGGCCAUCCUGCAUCUGACGAUGGCCUUCGAAUUGUUUAAAGCGAAAGAUACAAACCAAGAUGGCAUUAUCAGCAUGGGAAUGAGUGAGUGGAUUAAAUCCGUCUUCAUGUGUUGAAUAUAGCUGAGUGUAACCCUCGACCUGGA
Molecule: messenger RNA, 2078 nt
Organism: Anopheles coustani
Lineage: Eukaryota; Metazoa; Arthropoda; Insecta; Diptera; Culicidae
Gene: CalpC
Product: calpain-C
Exons: 8
Coding region: 1-2049 (682 amino acids)
Biological process (GO): proteolysis
Cellular component (GO): cytoplasm
Molecular function (GO): calcium ion binding; calcium-dependent cysteine-type endopeptidase activity
Source: RefSeq, a predicted model, not a curated record